UCCCUAUUCGAUCUGCUCCGAAGAGCCGGCGUCGACGUCGACAAUUACGCCUUCACCGCCGUCCUUAAAGCCGUCGCCGCGUUUCCACGCCCCAAGGAGGGCGAAAAUAUUCAUUCUUUGAGCCUGAAACUUGGGUUCGAAAGUGAAAACUUCGUUCUCAACUCCCUCAUCCAUAUGUACUCUGUCUGCGGCUUCCAUGUCGCUGCAAGGAGGGUCUUUGAUUUGGCCGAGGAUUCCGCCCGUGACGUGGUGUCCUGGAGUAGUAUGAUAUCGGGGUAUUUGCAGGUCGGUUUGUGCCAAGAAGCGUUGUUGGUCUUUGGGAAUAUGGUCCGUAGAUCAAUCACGAUGGAUGCAAUCACUCCAGUGAGUGCGUUGAUUGCUUGUGGGAGGAUCGGAGCGAUCGAGCCUGGAAGAAGGAUCCAUGCCCUGGUUGUCAUCUAUGGUUUCGAUCUGAACUGUUUUUUGGGCUCUUCUCUGAUUAAUAUGUAUGCAGGGUGUGGCUAUAUUGAGGAUGCUCGCAAGUUGUUCGAUCGAAUUCCUGAAAGGAAUGUUGUCUGCUGGACAUCGAUGAUUUCUGGGUACACCCAAUCGGGUCAGUUCAGGGAGUCCAUCGAGCUGUUCAGAGAGAUGCAGAUGGCUGGAGUUAGAGCUGAAGAUCCCACCGUAGCUUCUGUUGUGUCAUCUUGUGCACAGCUGGGCGCGCAUGCACAAGGAAGGAAUAUCCACAAGUAUUGUGAUGUGAACAAUAUAGGAAAACUCCUAUCCGUGAAGAAUGCUCUAAUUGAUAUGUACUCAAAGUGUGGGGACGUUCAGAGAGCUUUCGAGGUUUUCCAAGGACUUGCCCAGAAGGAUGUAAUUUCAUGGACUGUGAUGAUAUCUGGUCUGGCAUUGAAUGGAUAUCCAAAGGAGGCAUUGGAUUUGUUCUCGGAAAUGGAAUUAUCAGAUGAGGCCAUGCCAAAUGAGAUUACAUUCCUCGGGGUUUUAACUGCUUGUAGUCAUGGAGGGUUUGUCGACAAAGGGUACCACUACUUCAACAAAAUGGUACAUCACUACGGACUCAUGCCUCAAAUAGAGCACUAUGGAUGUAUGGUUGAUCUUCUUGGUCGUGCAAAUCUUCUGGAAGAGGCAAAAAAGUUCAUCAAGGAAAUGCCAAUUAAACCUGAUGUGGUCAUUUGGCGAUCGCUGCUUUUCGCUUGUCGAGGUAAGGAGAAUGUCAAGCUAGCAGAAUAUGCAGCAGAAAGAAUUCUGGAAUUGGAGCCAAGGAGGUGUGCGGGGCAUGUUUUGCUGUCAAAUAUAUAUGCUGUUUCAUCAAGGUGGAGUGAUGUGAACAAGGUCAGAGGAGUUAUGCGCAAUUGGAGCAUACAUAAGAUACCAGGGUGCUCUUUCAUUGAAUUGAAUGGAAUAGUGCAUGAGUUCUUAGCUACAGACAGAUCACACCAUCAGUCAGAUAUGAUAUAUGAGUUUCUUUGGGUGAUCCAUGGACACCUAUUUUCGGAAUCAUACGAUGAGUCCUGUCUUUCAACAUGGGAGGGACCAUGAAUCAAACUUGACGAAAAGUACAAGGUUGUGAAUCAUGAUCUCACCUUUAUUAGGAGCUAGGCAUUUUUUGAUUAAUCAGGAAACAAAGGAACCUUCUUCUUUUGUUUCAGUGGUUAGGCACUAGGCACAUCCGGCGAAGAGGCAGCCCCCUCUGCCGCUGCCGCUUGAGGAGAUAGAAGAUCACAGUCCUAGAGAGUAGGAAGAGGGAGGAUGCCAAGGUGAUGCAAAGCUAAGGGAGCAAGAGAAGCCCAGCAGUGGAUCAUCAUAAGUUUCACAGAACUCGGAACGGCUGCCUGGUCUAUUACUUUGCUUCGCUUGCCUGUUGUAUUUCAAGUAAUGUGAGCCAUGAGCGACAUACAUUUCUAACAAAUCAAGGAGUUCCAUUGUCUGAUAACAAUUGCGAAGGAUGAUAACCACAGUACCUGUGCACAGGUCGAGGACUUCCAUUUUGACUGAUGCUUCAAUUGUGUGUGUGUGUGUGUCAACUAUCAAAGAAGAGAACUGUUCUAGUUUCUUGACAUUGUUUAGUUUAAGAGCAUGUACAUUGAAGAAGCAUGUUGGGUUUAACAUGUACAACUGAUGCAAUACACAGACCUCCCCAUAUCUGUCUUUAUUUCCUGCAAAUUAAGAAUAACUUCUUGUUACAUGUCA
Molecule: messenger RNA, 2190 nt
Organism: Musa acuminata subsp. malaccensis (wild Malaysian banana)
Lineage: Eukaryota; Viridiplantae; Streptophyta; Magnoliopsida; Zingiberales; Musaceae
Product: pentatricopeptide repeat-containing protein At1g31430
Molecular function (GO): protein binding
Source: RefSeq, a predicted model, not a curated record